GUGACAAUAAACAUAGGUUGAUUGCUCGGUUAACUCGAGAGAAGAUUAUCUCCGUUGAUUCCCUAAAAUGUUUUAUAAAAGAGAAGGAAAUAAAACGGGUAGAUAACAAAAUGGGCAGUUUGAACAUAGCGGAAUGGACACCAGAGCAAGUAGCGGACUGGUUAACAGGUCUAGGACCGAAAGUAGCCCAGUAUGUGCCGGAGCUACAGAAGAAGGCUCUCAAUGGCUCGAAACUGCUGACGAUGCGCUGUGAUGACUUAGAAUAUCUAGGCGUUCAUAUCAUUGGGCACCAGGAACUUAUAUUAGAGGCUGUGGAGCACUUACGAAACUUUCACUACGAGUCGUCCCGCGAGUGCGUGCAGCAGCUGGCGGUACGCGUGUCCGGGGCGGCUCAGUCCUUGGCCCGCGCACUGCGCUACCAUGGUGACGCGCGCCUGGAGACGGACUCGCUGGCGGACGUGGCCCGCACUGUACACGCCGUCAAGCCCCUCGUGUGCUGGCUGGACCGCUGGCCGCUGUGUUCGGGUUCGCCUCUCGCGGCACGGAAGGCUGCCCUGUUGAAGCUGUCCCUGGAGGCGGCCACGUGCGCCCAGCGGGAGAGGUUCGCGGAGCAGCCGGCCCGCGCCGUGGCCGCCGCCGCCGCCGCCCUCGCCGCACUCGCAGACUACAUCAUACAGGACGUGUCGGACCCCAUGAUCCUGCAGCCGGCGCGGGUGGACUCGGUGUCGCUGGUGCAGGGAGAGCGCGCGCUCGGCUUCGAGGUGGUCCCGUCGUUCUGCGGGCACCACCAGCUCGCACACAUCAGGUUCGCGUCUCCCGCACACGCCUCCGGGCUCGUGCACGAGGCCGACGAGAUCGUCCAGGUGGGAGGGCGCUGCGUGGUGGGCUGGCCCGGGGAGGCCGUGGAGGCGGCGUGCACGCGGGCGGCGCGGGGCGGAGACCUGGCGCUGAAGCUGCGGCGGCGCGGGGCGCGUGCUCUGCCCGCCCUGCCCACUCCGCCGCUCCGCGCGCCCCGCGCUCGGGCCCGUCCUCGUCCUCCGCACGCUCCCUUUACUCUGCACCGGUACGAGCUGGAGUUUCCCCUGUCGGGCGCCGUGCACCCCGCGCCCCGCUCCCCUCCCCGCCCGCCCCGCGCCGACAGCCCGUCCUCCGAAGACAGCGACGCUCUCUCCCCGCCCGCCUCGCCGACGCUCCUACUGCUGCCGGACACCGCGCGUAUGUAUCCUCCCAAGCCGCGCCUGUCGGUGGUCCGUCGUCACUCAGUGAGCGGGGAGACGCCGGCGGCCGCGAGUCACGCGCUCGCCGUCCACCAGUUAUGGCAGCAGUUGCAGCAGCAGCGGCUGGCAUGUGUCGACGGUGACAACGCCCUGUAUCGGAGAGAUAAGGCCGUGUCGUGUAGUACGGGCCUGCAGUUGUCUCCUCGGCCCCGUACGUGCCUGGUGGUGCCGCGGCCGCUGGGUCAGCUGGGCCAGGUCGCGGGGCCGCCGGCCGCCUCGCCGUGUCGCGGGAAGCUCGACAAGAGUCACUCGACCCCCGCCUACGACUUCGAACCGAGCUCGGAGCCGGGGUCGCUGGCCGCGCAGACCAUCCCGGAGUCCCCGACCACUCCAGUCACGGACGCCCCGCCUCACACAGAGAAGGCGGGGCAGAUACUGGACUUCAAGAAGUCCAGUUCGCAGAUAGAGGAGGCCAUCCAGCAGAGGAACCGGCGGGCGAACGGAGACGACGACAAGAACGACGCGUUCACAGAAGACGACACGAAGCUAGAGAUAGUGGAGACGGUCAACGAGGUGAUGAGGGAGACGGCGGGAGGGGCGAGGGAGGGAGGCAGGGAGGACGCGAGGAGGAGGAGGGAGGCGGCCGGGGACGACACGAGCAGCGACGACCAACAAGCGGCUGGAACCAUGAGACGAACGAAACCUCGCAUCACGGAACGCUUCCGUCCGGCGGACCCGUCCCGUCCUCCUUCCCCCCCACCUCGCCCCUCCCUCCCUCAUCGUCCCGCGCCUCCUGCUCCCCGCGAGCCUCGCCCUCCUCCCCGAGACGCUCCUCAGUACCCUCCAGUGCGCGUCCUCACCCGACCCGCCGAGUCUAGGGACGCCUCCCCGCUCAAGGCCCUGAGGCCAGACAUCCCGCAGGGGUCUGUGCCGUUGAGACACAUCACCAAACACGACAUCAAACUGGUGUCGGCGGAGAGGCGCGAGAUGCCCGCCAUCAACGGCGAGGCGGAGCGCGCGGCCGCACGGAAGGAUGACGUCACGGUGACGGCGGCGAGUCCGGGCGGGGGGGCGGCGGCGGGCGGGGGCGGGGUCCCGCGAGGCCUGUUCCCCUCGUCGAAGGCCCGCAGUCUCAAAAAGAAAAAUUCCCUGCUGGUGAAGCGUCGGUCGGUGCCGGCGCGGUUGCUGUCGGGGCGCGGCGCCUGCGGCAGCGUUGUGCAGCGCGUGCGGGCGGGCGCGGGCACGGGCUGCACGCGCUGGGCCUCCCGCCACCUGCUGCUGGCCCACAACCUGCUGUACGCCUACCGGUCGGCGGAGUGCUCGCGCGCCGCCUGCAUGAUCUACCUGGAGGGGUUCACGGUGUGCGCGGCGGCCGAGGUCAAGUCCCGCGCGCACGCCUUCAAAGUGUACCACACGGGGACGGCCUUCUACUUCGCGUGCGACUCGCGCGAGGCGAUGCUGGCCUGGAUCGGUCUCAUCCACCGCGCCACUCUGCUGCCGUCGCUGCUCUCCGAGGCGAUGGAGUUAUCGAAACAGUUUUCGGAAACUGAUUACUCCGAAACCGAAUCGGACUUAGAAACAUCGGAAAGAAGGUUAGAAAAGGAAAAAGAGAGGGAGAAGGAGAGGGAGAGGGAGAAGGAGAAGUCGAAGUUUGGAUCGUUGAAGAAGUUAACGCAUCGGACGAGUAGGAGCGAGUCACAGGAGAACGUGAGCCAGCAGGCGGCCACCAGCCUCGACAGGAAGUACCUCAGGUUCUUUUCACGGGCGCGCGCCAAGGACGACAACAAGACGCCCAAGAAACCGUCCGGCGUGCCCGUGCCUACCGAGCAUUACCGCAGCUACCGCCGCGCGGAGCCCCCUCUACCCUCUCCCCGCGCCCCGCCGCCCGCGCCCCGCCCCUCAUCCUCCAGUAGCAAGAAGCUGCCGAAGCCCAUCAACUACAUCCACGCGUCCAACCCCAACUUGCUGGACUUCGAGAAGAGCGACUUCGUCACCAAGCCGACCAUCCAGGUUCCGAAGCCGAAGGUGUCGAAGCCGGACAGCCUGGCGGGGUUCGUGACGCUCGAGGAGUUCAUGCUGCAGAAACAGGCAGAGGAGAGGCAGCAGCUGUAUUCCGGCCGCGUGCUGCUCGGAGUGGAGCGGGGGGCGCGGGCCGCGGGCAGGGGGGCGCAGGGGGAGGGAGGCGAGCUGCAACGGCGGCUCGACCGGAUAGUGCCCGACGUCAUCUACGGAGAGUUGGCGCCCGAACAUAGAGACAGAAACAAACCGGUCUCCGUCCCUGACAAGGAUGGUUACGAGACCCUCGUGUAUCCGGACGAGAGAGACGGCCGGACUGACUCGAUAGUGUCCGGCUCCUCCCACGGUCCGCACUCGGCCGCCGACAGCAGCGUGUCGACGGGCGUGUCGCGGCUACGGCUCAUGUUUGGAGCAAGACGGGACCUCGUGCGACAAGAGAGCAGUCGCUCGGAGCAGUAUCCUCACCUGCAGUGUCCGCCGACCUUCCAGCCGGAAACGUACUCCCUGGCGCGGCCUCCGAGAGACGCACACACACGCACACACGCGCGCGACUGACGACACGCACACACACACACCACCUCCAGCACUCCUCUCACUACACUCACACACGCACACUCCACUCGCCUUGAAGUGUGCUGAACUUGCAUGUGGUCUUUUGUAACUAGACUACACACACACACACACACAUACACAUGCAGCCAUACACCCAGUACUUUUUAAGUUAUUUGGGACAGUGGGAGCGGAAUGAGAACAUAUCAAGUUUCAAACACUGUAUUGUGAUGUCGAGUGAGUGUUCUAUACAACGAACCAGCGACUCGCGGUCCCCUGCUCAUUAACACUGCGUCGGCCGCGCGUCGCUGGCCGGCUUCUUGAGACUAUUCUGUCCUCGCGGCGCUUCAUUGGGACAGUCCACACACGAGGUGCUGCUUCAAGUUUACUUGUAUAUGUUGUAAUAGGCUCGCGCACGCGUCACGAGGCUGAGAGAGUUUACAAGUUUGAGACUGCCUUCACUCGACUGUCUCGAAGCGAGCCGCGACGGUCGCGUGAUGUAGAUACGUGCCAAAUAUUUUACAGAUUUCUUUGAAUAGAGGCUACUCAUAUAUAAACACACCGCCGCGGAAUAUUACAUAACUAGGUUCUAAUGAUGCUGUGACGUCAUAAACUGACCACGGAUUGAUACAGCACGAGACGUGGAAGGACGCGACUUGACGCACACGAGAUGUUUGAGAACAGAUGAAUCUCAAGAUAACCAAAUUAAUGUUAUAGCUAAAUUGUUAAACUGGUUUUAUCCGGCAUUAUUAAAUUUUAUUUUUGCUCUAUAUGGUUAUAACAAAAUAGCUAAUAUAAAAAUUAAAAGUUGGCAUGACUCGUGACCGGCAUCUCUUGACACUUCUACAUACAUGUCUACAUACAUGUACACAAACGAGUAUAUUAUAUAUGUAUAUUUCUAUGUCAUUUCAUGAAUAAGAUACGAGAGUUCGUUUCCACGUUGUCAUCCAUGGUUUAAUCUCGUUUGCAUUAUGUCUGGUCUGUAUAGUUGCUGGCAAAUUUUCAUUCUAAAGGAAACUAUGAACAUAAAUAAUAGUUUCACUCGUCGUGAUGUCGGCGGAAUCAUCUCGCGAUAUUAUAUCGUGUGCGUUAAGAACAAACUGGCAGGAAAAAUUAAAUCGCUGAAUUGUGACAGCGUGAGAGCGUUUAGUACUGGACCGGUGCCCGAGCUCCUCCGUCGUCCGUGUUCCGUGAUCUCGUCUGUCGGUGCAUCUUGACGCCCACAGCUAUGCACGAGCCCUUGUUUUUCGUGUGUAGAGUUCGACAAACAUCAAAGGCGAUCGGUUCUUGUUGAUGUCAGUGCGUGUACCGCGCGCCUCCGGUUCUUAUUAUUUUAUAGUUGUGCUCAAUUAAAUAUUUACGCGCGUUUAUUAUGAAACGUUACGCUUAGCUUGUAAGAUGAAUACGAAACGAGCGAUGUGUGAUUGAACGAAAUAAUAUCUAGAACACCAUUUAUUUAAGGAGUUAUAUAAAAGUUUAAAUUUUUGUAUGGAACUUUAGUUAUGAUUUCUUCGGGGUCGUCGACCUCAUGUGGUGCUUUGAAGUGUAAUCUUCGAUUUUAACUGAGACUAAUGUAAGAAUAGUUAAGCGACGUCGGUCUUCCCCUGCAUCCGCUCUUUGUAUGUAGUGUGGUGCGGUACUGCCUGUGGGUGCCGACGUGUGCUCUCACUACUCAUGCUACAUACGGAGGGGGGGGGGGGGGGGGUCGGUGAUACUCAUUAUAACAGUAGAUAGACUUAUUGAAACUGCGUUUCUCUGUUACUGUUAUGUGUUUGUUAUAAAAUUCCUCCAAUUAAGUUACUAGUGUACUGCACGCUUGAUAUUAAAAAUAGUCCUUAUAAUUUUUUUUAUACAAAUAAAUUGUAAAAACCACUUUUAUAUGAAAAAAGCACCCAACGUCUAUAUCGAUAUGAAUGGAUCUGUGUCGAUAUUUUUCAUUAAGUUAUUUAAAAAUACAAAAUUUUAAUUGAAAAAAAUGAUUGUGAUGACAGUUGUUAGAAGAAUUUAAAAGUAUAUAUUGAACUGACGUCACACACACAUGUAUAGAUAAAAGAUAGGAACAGUUCCUAGACACGAGGUGUUACAGAACACAGGAACCGGCGUAUAGUAUAGUGUAAAGUUAUUAUUUGAGAAGAAAUAUUGAAAUUUAUAUUUUUGUAACUAGAUAAUCAAUGUUAGGGACGAGAUGUAAGCGAGUAUCCAGCACUGAGUGACCGAUAUGCCGGCGAGCGAGUGAGUGAGCGAGUGAGUGAGUGAGUGAAUGAUGGAUACCGCUGUAUAUUUAUCAUGUCGAAUAUCAUCUUGUUCAAUUAUUUACUUAAAUAAAGUGGUUUCUUAUAUACAA
Danaus plexippus (monarch butterfly) is the source of this 6126-nucleotide messenger RNA. RefSeq lists its product as uncharacterized. Lineage: Eukaryota; Metazoa; Arthropoda; Insecta; Lepidoptera; Nymphalidae. The transcript is spliced from 17 exons. The coding region runs from base 111 to 3788 and encodes 1225 amino acids. Gene Ontology annotation, molecular function: protein binding. The record is from RefSeq and is a predicted model, not a curated record.